Molecule: messenger RNA, 922 nt
Organism: Zophobas morio
Lineage: Eukaryota; Metazoa; Arthropoda; Insecta; Coleoptera; Tenebrionidae
Gene: Rpn12
Product: 26S proteasome non-ATPase regulatory subunit 8
Exons: 4
Coding region: 77-877 (266 amino acids)
Biological process (GO): proteasome-mediated ubiquitin-dependent protein catabolic process
Cellular component (GO): proteasome regulatory particle, lid subcomplex; proteasome regulatory particle; nucleus
Source: RefSeq, a predicted model, not a curated record
AUGACAAUUUGACAGUUAAAUUGUCAUUUCAAUAAGCAAAAAUACAACUCAGAACAAAGUGUGAAAUAGUGCAAAAAUGUCGACAAUUAACGAUGUGGCGACUAUUUACAAGCAACUAAAGUCAGAAUGGAACAGUUCUAAACCUAAUUUAGCAAAAACCGAACAGCUACUUUCGGAAUUGAAGUUGGAAUUAACAAAUUUAAUGUUUUUGCCCACCUCGAAUGCCACUGCUAGUAAACAGGAGUUGCUUUUAGCGAGAGAUGUGCUGGAAAUUGGAGUCCAGUGGAGUAUAGCGAGUAAUAACAUCCCAGCUUUUGAACGCUACAUGGCCCAGUUGAAGUGCUACUACUUUGACUAUAAAGAUCAGCUUCCUGAAUCGUCAUUCAAAUAUCAGUUAUUGGGUUUAAAUUUGUUGUUUUUGUUGUCCCAAAAUAGAGUUGCGGAAUUUCACACAGAGUUAGAACUGUUGCCAGCAGAGAAUAUUCAGAACGAUGUCUACAUCAGGCAUCCAUUGUCUAUAGAGCAGUAUUUGAUUGAAGGAAGUUAUAACAAGAUAUUUUUAGCAAAAGGUAAUGUUCCUGCGAAAAAUUACAACUUUUUCAUGGAUAUUUUGUUGGACACAAUCCGUGGCGAAAUCGCCGUUUGUGUAGAAAACGCGUACGAGAAAAUUUCACUGAAAGACGCUGCAAGAAUGUUGUAUCUACCUAAUGAAGAGGCUGCAAAAGCAUUUGGAGCUAAAAACAAAAAGUGGAAGUUGGGGCGUGAUAACUUUUUCCACUUCGCCCCUGAAGUCAAGAAAACAGAUGAACCCAUCCCUUCAAGUGAAUUGGCAGAACAAGCAAUUGAGUAUGCCAAGGAAUUAGAAAUGAUAGUUUAAUUUUUCUUAUUUUUUUUUUAUAUUAAAAUUUAGAUUUAAAUAACA